CUGUCGAAUAUCGUUCAGCUUUCCCAGCUCAUCAAAACAAUCGCUGGUUACGAGAAAACAUCGCCGGAACUUUCAGCCACAUUUCUCGUCUUAUCGGCUGCAAAUAUUCCUCAAGCAACUCAACGGAUUCGACUCGCGCUGUCCAAUAUCAGUGGCAUCACCAAGAACAUCUUCACCCGUCAUCCCAAUGGAAAAUUGUCCUGCACCGUAGGCAUCGGCUACGACAUUUGGACACAGAUCAUUCAGCAACCCCGACCCGCUGAGCUGCGGCCUUUCACUGAGGUUCAGGGACCAAAGUACACCGCUGUCUCUACCCCUGGAGACCUGCUAUUUCAUAUUCGAUCAGAGAGAAGAGAUCUCUCCUUCGAGUUCGAGAGACAACUGAUGGACAUACUAAGCGACGCUGUCACGGUGGAGGAUGAGACGGUCGGGUUCCGUUAUUUUGAUGCUCGUGACGUGCUCGGCUUCGUCGACGGCACCGCCAACCCAGUUGGCCCAGACGUGUCUGACACCGUUCUGGUCACUGAACUAGAAGACACCACGCCGACUGCAUUGGGAGGAAGCUACGUGGUUGUCCAGAAGUAUCUUCACGACCUAGAAUCAUGGAGACGUCUCUCGACCGAGGAGCAAGAAACCAUUAUCGGGCGGACGAAGCUAGAUAACAAUGAGCUUGGCGAUGCCGCACCCGACCAGCAGAAGUCUCACAAGAGUCUGACGACUAUUGAAGAUGAGGACGGGAACGAACACGAAAUCCUGAGAGACAACAUGCCUUUUGGCUCACCAGCUUCUGGUGAGUUUGGGACAUACUUCAUUGGCUACUCGAAGAAGCUCUGGGUGAUUGAGAAGAUGAUGGAACGCAUGUUUGUAGGGAACCCACCGGGCUUACACGACCGGAUCAUCUCUGCGGCUCUUCUGGCUAGUGUCGCCGCCGGCCAGACCCUCAACAUCCCAACCCGCAGCGGUGCCAUAAUCUCUUUGCCGGCACCCAGCGUUAUUUCUGGGGUUAAGGACAUGGGCAACAAGGAGUACGACCGAGGACGCUCCUGCUUCACUGAUGUUGAGACGCCAGGUGGACACCCAGUCUUCAUCCUGGAGGAUGGCGCGACUCUCAGCAACGCCAUCAUCGGCGCAGGUCAAGUCGAGGGCAUUCACUGCAGAGGCGCUUGCACCUUGAAGAAUGUCUGGUUCCGCCGUGUUUGCGACGGCGCCAUCACGCUCAAGGGCAACGGCAACGUCUUGAUCGAGGGCGGAGGUGCUCAGACUGCUGUUGAUAACGUGGUCAGUCACCAGGGUCAGGGAACUGUCACCAUCAAGGACUACACCGUCGUUGACUCAAAUCGUCUUUACCGAUCUUGCGGAAACUGCGCCAACAACGGGGGCCCUCGCAACGUGGUUGUCCAGAACCUCAAGGCUAACGACCUCACACUCAUUGCAGGCAUCAACUCCAACUUUGGCGACGUUUCCACCGUCUCCAACUCAUGCGGCACAUCUGUUGUCAAGGUCUGCCAGGAGUUCAAGGGCGUUCAGAAGGGACAGGAAAGCCCCAAAGUUGCCACCACGGCCAACUGCAAGGGGCAAGUUUCUCUGGCGGCUUGUUAA
Molecule: messenger RNA, 1599 nt
Organism: Colletotrichum karsti
Lineage: Eukaryota; Fungi; Ascomycota; Sordariomycetes; Glomerellales; Glomerellaceae
Product: dyp-type peroxidase family
Exons: 4
Cellular component (GO): cytosol; extracellular region
Molecular function (GO): pectate lyase activity; heme binding; peroxidase activity
Source: RefSeq, a predicted model, not a curated record